UCGCGCGCGUCACUGUCGACGACACGAUCGCCUGAGUAGCUGCCUAUCGUUGGCUUUGAUGGACGUGCUCAAGCGUCCCAGAGCGCCAUCGAGCACGUCAGUCGAAGCAGGCGCGCCUUCGAGCAAACUCACAGCACUCGGCGCUAUGCCCAGACGCAUCAUCUUUCGACCGACUCGCUCACAGGAACCCACUUGGUCAUUGGCCCCGAGAGCCAAAGAUCUACCCAUUCGGAGCGAUGAUGCCUCGGGACAACGCAUUCGGCUCAAUACUAGCCAAUCCCGACCGGAUAAUGCGUUCUAUCAGCGAGCGAUUUCGAGGCUCGUUCAGGCUGCUCGUGCCAUUCUCAAUCGACAGGUGACAAGCGAAUCGCUGCAAUCCCUCUACCAGCUUUGUCGUGGGCUCGUCUCGACGGGUCCAGAGGCCUGCCAGACACUGUACGAUCGAUUGAGGAUAGAGAUCGAACGAGCAGCUGGCGACCUCCGCAAGGCUUCCAUUGAAGACAUCCAAGCCGCACAAUCGCACGAUGGUCCUUCCUGGCUCACUUCAUUCGAAUCACGAUGGAAGGAAUAUCUCGGCACAAUCACACUGCUUCGAGACUUGUUUCUCUAUCUCGACCGCGCCUACCUGGCUGAUCAGCCAGGCUUGCUGUGGAUGUGGGAACUCGGACAAGAGACUUUCAAUCGCCAAGUGCUCGAGCAUCCGGAUAUCGUACAAGCACUGCAGCGCUCCCUCAUCGAUAACGUCAACGACGAGCGCUCUGGCAAAGAGAUCUCUCGCCGUCUCGUUGCCUCCGUCAUCACACUGCUGCAGACUCACAGUCCAGAUGCUCACCGUGCGACAUUCGUGAUGCCUUUUCUCGAAAGCAGUACCGCGUUCUAUCGGGAGCAGGCUGCAGGUGCCAUCGCCCAACUCUCGCCUGCUGCUUAUCUUGCCAAGGCUGUUCUCAUCCUGGAUGCCGAACAAGAUCGUGCAGACAAUGUUGUCGGAUCGGAGCUCAAGGCUCAGAUGGUCGCCAUUAUCGAGGAAGUCGUUCUGCGCGACCAUCUCGAUGCUCUCAUUGCUAACGGCCUGGCUACUCUGAUCGAGGCCAAUGACACUGUCAGCCUAGGCACACUUUACAGCAUAGCUGUGCGUGUGCGAGGACUCGACACCCUCAGAGCUGCCUGGCUCGCCUACAUCAAAUCCGCUGGCUUUGCGACCCUAUCUGAUCCCGAACAAGACGAAGGGAUGAUCACGCGCCUGCUCGGCUUCCGCACACGCAUCAACGAUAUUGUCGCCGGCCCCUUUACCUCCGAUCUUCGCUUCUCGCAAGCGGCAAGAGACGGCUUUGAGGAAUUUGUCAAUAAACGUCAGAACAAGCCUGCAGAGAUGAUUGCUAAAUUCAUCGAUGCAAAGAUGCGAUCCGGCUCGAAAGCAGCCAGUGAUGAUUCGCUCGAGGAGCAGUUCGACCAAGUGCUCGAUAUCUUCCGAUUCACGCAAGGCAAGGAUAUCUUCGAAGCCUUUUACAAGCGCGACUUUGCCAAGCGUUUGCUGCUCAAUCGGAGUGCAUCGUCUGACAUCGAAAAGAGCCUCUUAGCGAAGCUCAAGAAUCAUUGUGGUGCUGGCUUCACGGCAAGUUUGGAAACGAUGGCUCGCGAUAUCGACAUCUCAUCAGAUCUCAUGAAGGCCUGGAAGAUGCACGGCGAGCAACAAGGACGGUCGAAAGGCGACCUCGAACUAUCCGUCAACGUACUCACUUCAGGCAAUUGGCCCUCCUUCCUGGCUGCGCCUGUCAGAAUUGACGGAAGGAUGGCGCACUUGCUCGAUAUCUUCAAGCAGUUUUACGCCGGCAAACAUGGUGGACGCACGCUGAGCUGGCAGCAUUCCCUCGAUCAGUGUACUCUCACGGCCACCUUCCCACAGUGUGGCAAGCGCGAGCUGCUCGUCAGUCUGUUCCAGGCUAUCGUCCUGUUGCAGUUCAACGAGGUCGCAAGCGCAGCGAAGCUAUCGUACGAGGAGCUCGUCUCGCGUACCGGACUAGAGAAGAAAGAAGCUGCACGGGUAUUGCAAUCACUGGCAUGCGGCAAGUCUAGAGUACUGGUCAAGUUCCCAAAAGGCAAAGACGUCAAUGCAGGCGAUCAGUUCGCUUUCAACGAGGCUUUCAAGGACGACCACUACCGGAUCAAGAUCAACCAGAUCCAGAUGAAGGAGACUGCAGAGGAGAACCAGUCGACGACGACGCGGGUCUUCUUGGAUCGACAAUCGCAUUUGCAACUCUGUAUCGUACGCUUGAUGAAAUCUCGCAAGACGAUCAAGCACGCAGAGCUCAUCAUGGAUGUCGUCAACGAGCUCAAGGAUCGCUUCAAGGUGGAAACGCAAGAGAUCAAGAAGGCCAUCGAUUCUCUCAUCGAGCGAGAGUACAUGGAACGUGUCGAGGGAAGUCGGAACACGUAUUCGUAUGUUGCCUAGAUCGAUGCAUGCCUUUCUCAGCCGAACAACCCGUCCGGUAUCGCUUCUGUUCCGUACAAACCCCUAUGCCAGCUCUUUGGCUCUUGCCAUUCUGGCGUACCGAGCGGCAAGACCUCGAGUUCUGGAUACUCGUGUCAGCGAAUAUUACAUCCAAUGCAAAGGGG
This is a messenger RNA of Mixia osmundae IAM 14324, 2613 nucleotides long. RefSeq lists its product as uncharacterized. The record is from RefSeq and is a predicted model, not a curated record. Gene Ontology annotation, molecular function: ubiquitin protein ligase binding. The transcript is spliced from 8 exons. Gene Ontology annotation, cellular component: Cul4-RING E3 ubiquitin ligase complex. Gene Ontology annotation, biological process: protein ubiquitination; DNA damage response; ubiquitin-dependent protein catabolic process. NCBI's taxonomy places the organism in Eukaryota, Fungi, Basidiomycota, Mixiomycetes, Mixiales, Mixiaceae. Bases 59 to 2449 code for a protein of 796 amino acids.